Carlito syrichta (Philippine tarsier) is the source of this 5362-nucleotide messenger RNA. It is a transcript of the gene ALCAM, whose product is annotated as activated leukocyte cell adhesion molecule. The record is from RefSeq and is a predicted model, not a curated record. Gene Ontology annotation, biological process: cell adhesion. Lineage: Eukaryota; Metazoa; Chordata; Mammalia; Primates; Tarsiidae. The coding region runs from base 690 to 2441 and encodes 583 amino acids. The transcript has 16 exons. Gene Ontology annotation, cellular component: plasma membrane.
GCUUCUCCCACACCCCUGAGCUGCGCUCGGUCUCGGACUCGGUCCUGCAGCGCCUCUAGGCUGCGGAUCCGCGCUCCAACCACCUGCUCCACGCUGCGUCCAGGCAAGCGGGGAGGAGACGAGAGGGAGGGAGGAGGCGGGUGGGAGGAGGAGAGAGGCAGCUUACACACGCCUCCCAGUCCCUCCACUCAGAGCAGCCCGGAGACCGCUGCCGCCGCCGUCGCCGCUGCCGCUGCUGCCACCUGAGGAGACCCGCGGCCCCUGUCGCCACCCCCGGCGACUCCUCCUCCCUAGCACUGGGCUUUUUGUGCACACCGCCACUACCAUUCUCAUUAGCAUUCCGAGAGAAGGAAAAUAAGAUACCAGCCAAAAAGAACCACGUACACCUUUCCGAAUUACUCAAGUGUCUCCCGGAAAGAGAGGGUCGCCGGUCCCCGGAGAAGCAGCCGAAGGGACCCGGGGCGGGUGCUGACCGGGCGGGAGGAGGAGUUGGGGGCGUCGCGUGGUGGAAAGUUGCGUGCGGCGGAGACCCGGAGGCGCAGCGCCGGAGCCCGGGGGACCGAGUGUCGGGGAGACGACGCUGCCCCCUGCGUCGGGACCCGCCAGCGCGCGGGCACCGCGGGGCCCGGGACGACGCCCCCUCCUGCGGCGGGGACUCUGCCAGUGGCCCGCGAAGAAGGAGGAGGAAUAUGGAACCCACGGCAGCCCCCUCCUGCCGCCUGCUCUUCUGCCUCUUGAUCUCCGCGGCGGCGCUCAGGCCAGGUCUUGGAUGGUAUACUGUAAAUUCAGUAUAUGGAGAUACCAUUAUCAUGCCUUGCCGACUCGAUGUACCUCAGAAUCUCAUGUUUUGCAAGUGGAAAUAUGAAAAGCCCGAUGGCUCCCCAGUAUUUAUUGCCUUCAGGUCCUCUACAAAGAAAAGUGUGCAGUACGACGACGUACCAGAAUACAAAGACAGAUUGAGUCUCUCAGAAAACUACACUUUGUCUAUCAGUAAUGCAAGGAUCAGUGAUGAAAAGAGAUUUGUGUGCAUGCUAGUAACUGAGGACAACGUGUUUGAGGCACCUACAGUGGUCAAGGUGUUCAAGCAACCAUCUAAACCUGAAAUUGUAAGCAAGGCCCUUUUCCUUGAAACAGAACAGCUAAACAAGUUGGGUGACUGCAUUUCAAAAGACAGUUAUCCAGAUGGCAAUAUUACAUGGUACAGGAAUGGGAAAAUGCUGCAACCCCUUGAAGGAGCGGUGGUCAUCAUUUUUCAAAAGCAAAUGGACCAAGUUACUCAGCUCUAUACUAUGACUUCCUCCCUGGAAUACAAAACAACCAAGGCGGAUAUACAAAUGCCAUUCACCUGUUCAGUGACAUAUUAUGGACCAUCUGGUCAGAAAACAGUUCAUUCUGAACAAGCAAUCUUUGAUAUUUACUAUCCUACGGAGCAGGUGACGAUACAAGUGCUGCCACCAAAAAAUGCCAUUAAAGAAGGGGAUAACAUCACUCUUAAGUGCUUAGGAAAUGGCAACCCUCCCCCAGAGGAGUUUUUGUUUUACUUACCUGGACAGCCCGAAGGAAUAAGAAGCUCAAAUACUUACACACUGACAGAUGUGAGGCGCAAUGCAACUGGAGACUACAAGUGCUCCCUGAUAGACAAAAAAAGCAUGAUUGCUUCAACAGCCAUCACAGUUCACUACUUGGAUUUGUCCUUAAACCCGAGUGGAGAAGUGACCAAGCAGAUUGGUGAUGCCCUGCCUGUAUCAUGCACAAUAUCUGCUAGUAGGAAUGCAACUGUGGUAUGGAUGAAAGAUAACAUCAGGCUUCGAUCUAGCCCAUCGUUUUCUAGUCUUCAUUAUCAGGAUGCUGGAAACUAUGUCUGUGAAACUGCUCUGCAAGAGGUUGAAGGACUAAAGAAAAGAGAGUCACUGACUCUCAUUGUAGAAGGAAAACCUCAAAUUAAAAUGACAAAGAAAACUGAUCCCAGUGGACUGUCUAAAACAAUAAUCUGCCACGUGGAAGGUUUUCCAAAGCCAGCUAUACAAUGGACAAUUACCGGCAGUGGAAGCGUCAUAAACCAAACAGAGGAAUCUCCUUAUAUCAAUGGCAGGUAUUAUAGUAAAAUAAUCAUUUCCCCUGAAGAGAAUGUUACACUAACUUGCACAGCAGAAAACCAGCUGGAAAGAACAGUAAACUCCUUGAAUGUCUCUGCUAUAAGUAUCCCAGAACACGAUGAGGCAGACGAGAUAAGUGAUGAAAACAGAGAAAAGGUGAAUGACCAGGCAAAACUAAUUGUGGGAAUCGUCGUUGGUCUCCUCCUCGCUGCCCUCGUUGCUGGUGUUGUCUACUGGCUGUAUAUGAAGAAAUCAAAGACCGCAUCAAAACAUGUAAACAAGGACCUUGGAAAUAUGGAGGAAAACAAAAAGUUAGAAGAAAACAAUCACAAAACAGAAGCCUAAGAGAGAAUCUGUUCUAGUGGUUCAGGAUCUCAUACUGAUUGGGUGAAAGAAGUCAGAACUGGAUUCCCUCUCCUAUCUUGCCUCCCAUUGACUGUCGAGUAUGCAGCUCUGCCACGUGACUUUUUCUUCCUCCUUCUCUGGGGUUCCUGCCCCAUGCUUUGUAAACAUAGAUGUUACCUUCUGUUUUCUUCAAUAUUGGGUGGAGUAAAUUCUCAUUGGAAAGUUGUACUUGAAGACAAGUCCCACAAAGUAGUGUGUGAUUUGAAGGGAUGAGUUUGUUUUUUUGAACUCUCAAAAAUUCCAGAAAAUUAUUUGUAGAAGAGAUGCAGCCACGUCGGGGAUUACAGAUGGACUCAGGGACAAUGGAGUUUCAUAAAAUGCUGUCCUCUAAAGCAAUUCCGUCACUUUUAGUACAAAGUAUCUGUUGAUGGUAGAAAAUUAUUGCUUGGUAACUUAUCUAAAUUAUGUCUUUUUUCAUCAUUUCAGAGAAAAAAAAACCUAUAGACCAAUUGAAGCAUGAACGUGGAUUGUAUUUAAGACAUAAAAAAGACAUUGACAGCAAUUCAUGGUUCAAGUAUUAAGCAGUACAUUCUACCAAGCUGUCACAGGAUUUUAGAGAAUUAUCUCAAGUAAAACAAUGAAAUGAAAUUACAAACAAUAACAACAAGUUUUGGCAGCCAUGAUAAUAGGUCAUAUGUUGUGUUUGGUUCGAAUAUUUUUUUUUUCUGUAAAUGUCUGCACUGAGGAUUUCUUUUUGGUUUGCCUUUUAUGUAAAUUUUUUACGUAGCUAUUUUUAUACACUGUAAGCUUUGUUCUGGGAGUUGCUGUUAAUCUGAUGUAUGAUGUAAUGUUUUUAUUUUAAUUGUUUAUAUGGAUAAUCUGAGCAGGUAUAUCUCUGAUUCUGAUUGCUAUCAGUAAUGCCCCAAACUUUCUCACAAGCACCUAAAACCCAAAGGUGGCAGCUUGUGAAGACUGCGGACACACACAUUGUCCUAUUCAAAAACUGUGGUUUUUAUCACAGAGGCAGGGAGUCAGAUUGAUAAGCACCCUGUGGGCCGAUUCUGUGCCUGUGCCACCAGCUGACUCUCAUGGACACAUGCAUACAUAAUGGUACUCCCCAAACUGACAACUUUCCUGUUCUGAAAAAGACAUGAAACAGAAUUUGGGUAGCACUCACCUCUACAGACACCUGCUUGAAAAUUACUUUCUGUCAAAAGAAAAAAAAAACAAACCAGUGUGUGAGAGACAGUUUGGAAAAAUCAUAGAUAACAUUCCCAUUUUCAUAGAUCACAAGGUAAAUCACUGUAUUUACAAAUUGGUGUUAAAUCCUUUGGGUUAUCCACUGCCUUAAAAUUAUACCUGUUUCCUUUAAAUAAAAAAAAAAAAAGAUAUCAAUCAGAAUUGGAGUUUUUAACAGUGGUCAUUAUCAAAGCUGUGUUAUUUUCCACAGAAUAUAGAAUAUAUAUUUUUUUCGUGUGUGUUUUUGUUAACUACACUACAGAUAUUGAAUGCACCUUGAGAUAAUUUAGUGUUUUUAACUGAUACAUAAUUUAUCGAGCAGUACAUGAAAGUAUAAUAAUAAAAUGUCUAUGUAUCUUUAGUUACAUUCAAAUUUGUAACUUUAUAAACAUGUUUUAUGCUUGAGGAACUUUUUAGGGUGGUAGUAUAAAUGGAAACUUUUUGAAGUAGACUGGAUAUGGGCCAAUAGCUACUUGUGACUAGACUUUUAAACUUUGCUCUUUCAAGCAGAAGCCUGGUUUCUGGGAGAACACUGCACAGCCAUUUCUGUCCCAGGAUUUACAUAACUUCAAGGCAAAAAAAAAAAAAUGAGCAUCAGAUUUCUAGGUAUCGAACUAUGUUCUUUAAGAGGAAAAGGAAAACUGGUGUUUGUUUUUUAGACUCAUGAAAUAAAAUUAUGAAGACAAUGAAAAAUAAAUUGAAAAUUAAGGUCGGAUGGAGAUUAGGAAUAAUAUUUUGCCACUUCUGCAUUAUUUAGAAACAUAUGUUAUUGUACAUUUGUAAACCACUUGUCUGGGCAAUAGUGACUCCGUUAAAUAAAAGCUUCCUGUAGUGCAUUGGUAUGGAUUAAAUGCAUAAAAUGUUCUUAGACUCGAUGCUGUAUAAAAUAUUAUGGGAAAAAAGAAAAUAUGUUAUUUUGCCUCUAAACUUUGAUUUAUUGAAGUUUUAUUUGGCAGAAAAAAAAUUAAAUCUUGGUCAAUAUUUAAACCAAAGUAAAAGGGGAAAAAAACCAAAGUUAUUUGCUUUGCAUGGCUAAGCCAUUCUGUUAUCUCUGUAAAUACUGUGAUUUCUUUUUUCUUUUCUCUUAGAAUUUUGUUAAAGAAAUUCUAAAAUUUUAAAACACCUGCUUUCCACAAUAAACCAUGAACAUUAAAAUUAAAUUACUUCCAUAUAAAUAUAUAUUUUUUUCUUUUGGUGUGGGAGAUCAAAGGUUUAAAGUCUAACUCCUAAGAUAUAUUUGCAGAAAGAAGCUACAUGGACGAUAGAGAGGGUUAUACUACAAUUAUUUCUUGGCUUCCACUCGCAAUGGUUAACUAAGUCCAAAAACAGCUGUCAGAAUCUAGAGAGCAGAACAUGGAAACUUGGAGCUCUGGACGGAACACUGAUAGUUUGCCGGGAAAAAAAGAGACAAUAUUAUUCCCAUUGCAUCGACGCCUGGAUAAGGAGGAAAGCCUGCUUAUGUAGUGGCAUCCAUAUGCACAGCAAUGCUGGGAGGAAAGUGAGUUCACAAUCCUCAACUUCUGAGGUUUCGUCUCUCCAGUUUAACUCUCUGGCAACUGGAGACAGGUUUUGCCAGUUCAAGGUUCACUCCCUAUAUGUGAUUAUAGGAAUUGUAUGUGGAAAUGGAUUAAUAUACCCGUCUAUGCCUAAAAGAUAAUAAAACUGAAAUGUCUUCACAUAUC